This is a messenger RNA of Durotheca rogersii, 1940 nucleotides long. RefSeq names its product putative vanilly-alcohol oxidase. The transcript has 5 exons. Bases 159 to 1850 code for a protein of 563 amino acids. Lineage: Eukaryota; Fungi; Ascomycota; Sordariomycetes; Xylariales; Xylariaceae. Gene Ontology annotation, molecular function: D-lactate dehydrogenase (cytochrome) activity; D-lactate dehydrogenase (NAD+) activity; FAD binding. The record is from RefSeq and is a predicted model, not a curated record. Gene Ontology annotation, cellular component: mitochondrion. Gene Ontology annotation, biological process: lactate catabolic process.
GGGUAUUAUUAAACCGAGGAUAAAAGGUACGGCUGUUCAUAAGAGGUGUGAUUUCUCCCCCUCCUUGUCUGGGCAUAUUACGGCCUACAUAUAUAUAUACGUAGUACCAUCUGUAAACCCAUCACUGUUCAUAAAUUUCGAGCCUCUUAACUAACAAGAUGCCUCCUAAAUACGCCAAUCCUCUAUACCAGGCAGCUCACGAUGAAGCGUUUUCGAACCCGAUUCUCGGCAAGAUCGAGCAAGUUCUGCCGCCAGAUGUGAGCCAAGAUGAUUUCGAUACGGCACUCAGCCAGAUUGUAAAGGCUCUAGGAGAAGACGCCGUCUUCACUGGCGAUAACCUGAAAGAAUACGUUGACCCUUAUGAAAUCCCCGAGUCUGGCCACGAAAGGAACGUUCCAAGCGCCGCAGCUUGCCCGUCCUCGGUCCCAGAGCUCCAAGCUCUGCUCAGGGUCGUAAACGAGCAUAAGAUCCCGGUGUGGACCUUCUCACGAGGAAAGAACUUUGGAUAUGGAGGACCUGCUCCCCGGUACCCCGGGUUCUUCGCCCUAGAUUUACACCGGAUGAAUAAGAUUCUCGAAGUGAACGAGAAGUUCGGUUAUGCUGUAGUAGAGCCAGGGGUCACGUUCGGGGACCUGUACGAAUACUGCGCGAGGGAAAAACUCAAGCUCUGGCCGAGUGUCGCAUCGCUAGGAUGGGGCAGUGUCAUUGGCAAUACUCUCGACCGCGGCCUCGGCUUUAUUCCAACCGGGGUUCAUCACGAGAAUGUGACGGACAUGGAAGUAAUUCUUGCAAACGGCGAUGUUGUACGCACAGGCCAGUAUUCUAUGUCGACUUCGCCGUCAGCACACAAAACCAAGCUAUCCUUCGGCCCUUCGGUCGACGGACUCUUCAUGCAGAGCAACUUGGGAAUAGUCACCAAGAUGGCCAUCAACCUGACGCCGCAACCGCAGGCCUAUAUGGCAUGCUCCUUUGACGUGCCCGAGUUUGACCAUGUCGAGGCGAUCGUAGAUGUUUUUGGAGAACUACGUCGUAACGGCACUAUACCACAUGUGGUUUACGUAUUCUAUAUCGCGGAGUGGGCUACGAUAUUCGGGAAACACUCCGAAUGGUGGCAAGGCGAAGGCCCAAUCCCUGACUGGAGACUGAAGGAGAUGCAAAAUGAUCUCGACGUUGGCAUAUGGACGGUGAAAUUUGGGCUCUACGGACCGACGCAGGUUGUCAAGGCUCAGUAUGAUGAAGUGCAGAGGGUGGUGGCAAAGCGCGCCCCUUUUGGGCGGCUUCGGCAGACCCUGUUCACAGGCAAAGACGGCGGCCUCCUCGAAGCAACGGCGGUCUCUCCGUUGCACGGCGGUAUCAGAGUGGGAAUCCCGAGCAUGUGGAAUAUACCCAUGGUGAACUAUUAUAACCGCCGCGAUGAUUCGGUCGGAGCGCACGGGGCGUACUCGCCCAUCGUGCCCUUAGAUGGCAAAACCGUGCUGGAAUGGGCGAUAGCGGCCAAGGCCAUUUGCGCGUCUCAAGGACUUGAUCUCCUGUGUGACUUCUUUAUGCAUGAACGCUAUGCUAUCUUCGUCGCCAUGCUCUGCUUCGAUAAAACGAGCCCAGAGCAGCGGGCCAGCGUCGAUAAAGUCUUUCGCAAGCUGUUCGAGGAAGGGAGCCGAAGGGGCUUUGCCAAGUACAGAGCACACAUCAACCACAUGGAUAUGAAUGCAGAGCUAUUCGAUUUUAAUAACCAUGCGUACCGUCGCCUGGUCGAGACGUUAAAAGAAUCACUGGAUCCUAACGGUAUCUUGUCACCCGGAAAGAUGGGUGUCUGGCCAGAGAGGCUGAAGCGGUUGAGGGAGAAUAAGUAAACAUGGCCAUACGUCGACAUGACAUGUUGAUGUUCCUCUGGCGACUAUGAAAACACGGAAUUCGCUACCAAUGUGGUGGGCAGGGGUAUA